Molecule: messenger RNA, 1479 nt
Organism: Penicillium lagena
Lineage: Eukaryota; Fungi; Ascomycota; Eurotiomycetes; Eurotiales; Aspergillaceae
Product: snoRNA-binding rRNA-processing protein ENP1
Exons: 3
Coding region: 1-1479 (492 amino acids)
Biological process (GO): rRNA processing
Cellular component (GO): cytoplasm; nucleolus; preribosome, small subunit precursor
Molecular function (GO): snoRNA binding
Source: RefSeq, a predicted model, not a curated record
AUGCCCAAGACCCCAACUUCUCGUGCUGCUGCGGCGGCACGCAGACACAACCCUUUGGCUGAAGAUAUUGUGUCCGCGGGGCAUCUGCGGACCCAGAGCAGCAAGAAAGGCAAACGCAGAGAAAACGACGAGGAGGAUGGCGAAAAUGGCGAACGCUACAUCGAUGCGAAGAUGUCACGGAAGAUCUUGCAAAUUGGCCAGGAUUUGGCGGACGAGGAUGCUGCCGAGCAAAAAGCCAUGGGCUCGACGGAGCCCAAAGUCAACACCGCAUUCGACUUUGACUCCCGGUUUGACGAUGAGGAACCCAUGUCCGACGACGAAGACAAGUUUGGCGAUGAGGAAUGGAUUGAUGAGGAGGUUGAGGAAGUGGAAGUUGAUCCCAACGAUCUCGACAUGUUUAACAAAUUUAUGCCUGGCCACGAGGAGGACCCUAUUUUCCACCCGCAAGAGCCUGGCGCCGGUGGCCAGACCACAAACUUGGCCGAUUUAAUUCUGGAGAAGAUCGCCGAACAUGAAGCAAAGCAGUCCGGCCAAGGCGGGCCGUUUAUUCAAGGUGGUGGACUGCCCGAGGAUGCGGUUCAAAUUCCUGCCAAGGCUGUGGAAGUAUACGAGAAGGUCGGCAUGAUUCUCUCUCGCUACAAAUCCGGCCCGCUUCCCAAACCGUUCAAGAUCCUCCCCACCGUUCCGAACUGGCCGACCCUCCUGGACAUCACUCGGCCCGAGUCUUGGACCCCCAAUGCCGUCUAUGCUGCAACCCGGAUCUUCAUUUCGUCCAAGCCCGCGGUGGCCCAAGAGUUUAUUUCGACGGUGCUGUUGGACCGCGUCCGGGACGAGAUCCACGAGACCAAGAAGUUGAACGUACAUACCUACAACGCGCUGCGCAAGGCUCUCUACAAACCGGCCUGCUUCUUCAAGGGACUGCUCUUCCCACUGGUGUCCAGCGGUACCUGCACCCUGCGCGAUGCCCACAUUGUCUCAUCGGUCAUUGCUCGUGUCUCCAUCCCCGUGCUGCACUCCGCCGCGGCGCUGCUGCGCAUGUGUGAUCUGGCCGCCGAGCAGUCGCUGAGAUCCCUGGAAAGCACCGGAGCCGUCAACGUCUUCAUCCGGGUCUUCCUGGAGAAAAAGUAUGCGCUGCCGUACAAGGUGAUCGACGCCCUGGUGUUUCACUUCUUGCGCUUCCGCGCGACGGACGACGAUACGAUGACGGACGGACCGACGGGGCUUCACUCCAAGGCAUAUAAGCUGCCGGUGCUGUGGCACCAGUCGCUGUUGGUUUUCGCCCAACGCUACCGCAAUGAUAUCACGGAGGAUCAGCGCGAGGCCCUUUUGGAUCUGCUUCUGGUACGCGGACACAAGGACAUCGGGCCGGAGGUGCGGCGGGAGCUUUUGGCUGGUCGGGGGCGCGGCGUGGUGGUGCCGGACCCGGAGAAGCAGAAUGCACUGGAUGCCGGGGAUGAUACGAUGGAUGUGACCAUGUAG